Plectropomus leopardus (leopard coralgrouper) is the source of this 2335-nucleotide messenger RNA. RefSeq lists its product as uncharacterized. Gene Ontology annotation, molecular function: lipid binding. Gene Ontology annotation, cellular component: extracellular region; membrane. NCBI's taxonomy places the organism in Eukaryota, Metazoa, Chordata, Actinopteri, Perciformes, Serranidae. The record is from RefSeq and is a predicted model, not a curated record. Gene Ontology annotation, biological process: lipid transport; lipoprotein metabolic process.
CACAGUAUCAACCUCCUGAAUAAAAAAAAAAGUCAGCUGACCGCGGCGCAUUGCACAGAAUGAAGGAGUGGUUCAGUCCGCUGCUGAUGUGGAGAAGGGAAAACGAAACCAAACAGCUUCGUCUGUCCAAGUGUUGUCAACAAAAUUCCUCUGCAGAUAGUGAUUUUAACAGGUUCAGUCAACGCACAAGUUGGUGACCAUUAGCUCAGUAAACGAUCAGAAUUACAUUCUUCGUGUUUCUUUUUAUUUCGCCCCGCAGAUAAAAAGAUAACGUCCUGUUAAGGAAAGGAGGACAGCAAACCGCGAGAAGAAUGUCUGCUGCAAGAGAGGAACUCCAGGAGGCCUUGUGCUGCUACACCACAGAUACCCUCACCUACAUCGACACAGUGAGAGGAUUCUGUGAGAGGAGCUCUAAAUGGAUGCUCGGGAGAGAGACAGAGGUGGAUGUGAUGAUGGACAUCAAGGACAGGGCUGACAGCAUCGACCUAGAUAUCGGCCAUGUUACCCAGUCAGAGGACAGAGGUAGGUAAGGCUAUUGGGAAUAUAUGAAGAGCAAGGUAACCCAGGUGACUGCAGACAGCAGGCGUGCAGAGCUGGAGAAAGAGCUUGCUGCCGUGCUGAAGGGCACUCUGGGAGGAUUGGAGGAGCUCGACCGCUUCCUGGAUGCAGUGGAGACGCUGGCGGUCACCUCGCUUCAUGUAUUCAAAGAGGAGAACCAGGUGUUGCGUCUGCCAGAAGGGAUCAGUCCUGAAGAUGUUCAGGUUGUCAUCACAGCUGCGCGGCUGAUCUGCCCUCUCCUCCUUGAAUUUAAAAGAGAUGCAAGUGUCUUCUUCCUUCCCAAACUUCAGAAUGUGGAAGUGCUGUCAUAUCAGCUGGACAAAUACAUUCAGACCACCCAGAAAAUCUGUGAGAAGUUAGACAAAAGCUGCCUCUUUGAGUUUUGCCUGAAGGACACAGAGACUGUGGUGGACCUCAAUGUGGAUUUGUCUGAGGAUGACAUACAAAGGAUGCUUCAUCACAUUAAUCUGCUCGAUGAAAUCAGGAAGAACCAGAACUUCCGCAUGAUGUUCUUGUUUCAGAAUGAGCCAUGUUCUGGCUUCAUCCGUGAGUUCAGUGAGAGACAGCCCAGGAUGCUGCAGUUUCUCAAAGAGCUGGAGGAGAACGCUGUCCAGCUGGACAGGAUGAAUACAGGAGCAAAGAUCUCCAGUGUGGCAGGCAGCUCAGUGGGGGCAGUUGGAGGUGUGCUCUCUAUCAUUGGUUUGGCAUUGAUUCCUGUAACAGCUGGAGUGUCUCUGGCUCUGACAAUGACCGGGGUAGGGCUGGGAAUUACCAGCGGAGUCAACAGUGCUGUCACGGCCGCCACAGAGAUUGGAGUAAACCGCAAACAUCAAAAGAAAGCGAGUGAAGUCUUCCAGAGCUUCAUGGAGGAUGUGCAAGUACUCCAGGAUUGUCUGGAGGACGUCACCCAAAGCGUAACGACCCAGAUUGACAUGCUUCUGGGAGUGAGCAAGGUGCUUUGUAAAAUCGGAACUAUUGGAAAGGGUAUUGAUUCACUUGUUGAUGCUGCCUCCGCUGUUAAGGUGUUAAAAAGUGAUGAGCUGAUUGCAAGUGCUGGCAAAGUGGCGGUGCAGGAAGGAAAAGCCCUACGUAACGUCCCCAGGGUGGCAGCAGAUCUUCCAGAUAUUGGACAGGCAGCAGUCAAAGGACCUCUUGCCCUCUCUAAGUCAGCCAGAGCCGGUCUUAUCGGGCUCAACGCUCUCUUCCUUGGCAUGGAUAUCUUCUUCAUCUGUAAAGACAGCGUCAGUUUGGCCAAAGGCUGCGAGACUGAAGUCUCAGAGUUCAUCAGAGCCAGAGCUGCACUUUGGAGCUCAGAGAUGGACUCAUGGCAGAAGAUCCAUGACUUACUGAGCGAAGGUCUCGAGACAUCAGAAAAAAACAAAGCUAACCUGGAGACGCCAUUUUAUCCAGAGACGGAGAUGAAGAAACGAGGAGAAACAGAAAAAGAAAUUCCCUCUGAGGAAUUGGAUGAAAUACCAAAAGUGACAGAGAAUCAAAACUGUUCAAUACAGUAGUGCUUAGUGAACAGAGACAAUACUACGUUUGUGUCACCAAUCAUUUUUGCCAACUCUGAUGCUGUGAUCAGAUAUGAGAUCUGUUUAAACUCAGCUUUAUAGAUCAUGUAAUAGGUAAUGGGCAAUUAAAAUCUAGUAGCUUUGAAUCUAUAAACCUUUUGCCAAAUUAGUUUGAAAACAUAAUGUAUCAUAGGUGUAAUUUUGUACUUUUCCUGAUGAUAAAUGUAACCGCCAUAAAAAAAAUUAAUGCAAAAUUCAUUCUG